GCAAAGGUCGGUCGCAGAGGCAGGGAAGGCCUAGCCCUGGACCGCAGACCGCCAGACCCUUCCGGCAGGUGACAGCCGCCAAGAUGGGGGCCGGGGCCCCUCUGUGGGCUCCUGUGCUGCUGCUCCUGGCACUGCCAGGCCAACCCCCGGGGGCAGCAGCCCAGAGCCAGGCCUGCUCAGUGGACAGGACCUUUGUCAGCAUCGAGGAGAACAGCAGCAUCACGAAGGCCCUGGUGAACAUCUCCGUCCCGGACGGCCAACACGUCACCCUGGGGCCUACAUCCACCGCCUCUGCCUUCCGGAUCCUGGAAAACCAGCUGUUCCUCAACGUGACCCCUGAUUACGAGGAGAACACCAUGCUGGAGGCUCACCUGGAGUGCAGGAGGGGCAGCACGGUGGUGACACAGCUAGUGGUGCUGGUGUCCGUGCUGGACGUCAAUGACAACGCCCCAGAGUUCCCCUUUACGAUGAAGGAGCAGAACGUGUUGGAGGACACCAAAGUGAACUCCAUAGUCAUCCCAGAGGAUGAACUGAAGGCCACCGACAAUGACACAGAGGAUGUCUUGUUCUACACCCUACAGGAAGUGACCCCUAAUGCCAAGAGCUUCUUCUCCCUGGUGAGCGUGAACCGCCCUGCCCUGAGGCUGGACCAGCCCCUGGACUUCUACAAGUGGCAGACCAUGACAUUCCAGCUGCUGGUCCGGGACACUCAGGGGGAGCUCGAGGUGCCCAGCCACACGGCCACGGCCACCCUGGUCCUGCAUGUGCUGCCUGCUGACCUGAGGCCCCCCUGGUUCCUGCCCUGUGCCUACUCAGAUGGCUAUGUCUGCAUCCAGGCCCAGUACCACGGGGCUGUCCCCACGGAACACACACUGCUGUCCCCCCUCAUCCUGCAUCCUGGGCCCAUCUAUGCUGUGGACGGGGACCGGGGCAUCGACGUGGGCAUCAUCUACAGCAUUGUGGGGGGGAACACAGACAACACUUUUGUCAUUGACAAAGACUCUGGCAACCUCACCAUGGCCAAGAGCAUCCCCAGCCCCACGACCUUCAUCUUGCUGAUCAGGGGGCAGCAGACUGACAUGGCCCGAUACUCGGUGACCCAGGCCACCGUGGAGGCCCGCUCUACCACUGGGAGACCACCUUACUUCCCCCAGAGCCUGUACCGCGGCAUCGUGGCACCUGGCUCCGGGGCUGGCGUGGCUGUCCGGGACGCAGCCUCCCCGUCUCAGCCUCUGAGGAUCCAGGCCCAGGACCCUGACUUCCUGGUACACAUCCUUCUCUGCCCCAGCAGAAACCCUGAGACCUGGGGCCUCAACUCGGCCAUCACAUAUCAAAUCACCAACUGCUCUGAGUUCCGGAUGGAUGGAGAGGCCGUGCUGACUACCACAGCACUGGAGCACGAGGGAGUCUUCUAUGCAGAAGUGGAGGCCACAAACACCGUGACCAACAACGCGGCCACUGUCGUUGCUGAGAUUUGGGUUUCAGAGCAGGGGCCUCCCGCCAUAGGACCCCCAGAGAUCCCCCCAUCCCCAGAGGCUGGAAGAACAUCCAAGCCCUCAACCGACACAGCCACAGAAGCCCCCAGGCCCCCCGGGACCUCUCAAGAACCCUCCGCGACCAGUCCUGGGGUGGCCACUGGCUCUCACCCAUCCUCAGGCACAUCUUUGAGGCCGGCCACCCCAACCACACCUGGGGGGUUACCCGGUGUGGAAGCCAGCACCACCCUUUGGCCAGUCACUCCUGGUGGGGUCUCAGCUCAGACCCCGAAGCCAGGGACCUCUCAGCCGAUGACCCCUGUGUCCAGCAGGAGCUCCUCAGCCUCAGGGACACCGGGAGGCGGCAGCACUGGCCAAGAUGGUGAACCGGGUGGCCCCGAGGAGCUGCGCUUCUCAGUGGUGGACAUGGCAGUCCUGGGAGGGGUGCUGGGCGCACUGCUGCUGCUGGCCCUCAUUGUCCUGGCCGUGCUCCUCUAUAAGCACUACUGGCACCCACUGUAUGGCUGCUCUGGGAAAGCUGCGCCCUGCAGCUUUGACAACCAGGCCUUCCUGGGUGAUCACGAGGCCACCAAGGCAUCCAUCCCCAGGCCCGAGCCGGGCUCCACACCUGUGGAGACACGACCUGCACCCCUGGAUCCUGAGCCCCUCGGCCCCACACCCCCUGAUCCUGAGCCCCUAGCCCCACAGCUCCCUGGCCCUGAGUUCCCCAUGGCUGCUAGAGCCGCUGGGGACAGCCCCUCAGCAGUGAGGUCCAUCUUGACCAAGGAGCGGCGGCCUGAAGGUGGCUACAAGGCCGUGUGGUUUGGCGAGGACAUUGGGGCAGAGGCUGACGUCGUGGUCCUCAACACCCCUGGGGCUGGCGAGGUUGGCGAUGGCGACUCCGAGGGCAGCAGUGAAGAGGACGGGGUCCUUGACAGGGAUCCCUGCGACGCACUGGGUGACUCCACCUACAUCUAGUGCCCCUCACACACCCCGCCCGCUGUCUUCUCCCCUGCUGUCUCCUUCUUGCAGAAUAAAGUGGCUAUUCCGA
This is a messenger RNA of Fukomys damarensis (Damara mole-rat), 2526 nucleotides long. It is a transcript of the gene Cdhr5, whose product is annotated as cadherin related family member 5. Gene Ontology annotation, biological process: calcium-dependent cell-cell adhesion; cell-cell junction assembly; homophilic cell-cell adhesion. Gene Ontology annotation, molecular function: cadherin binding; calcium ion binding. NCBI's taxonomy places the organism in Eukaryota, Metazoa, Chordata, Mammalia, Rodentia, Bathyergidae. The record is from RefSeq and is a predicted model, not a curated record. The coding region runs from base 84 to 2453 and encodes 789 amino acids. Gene Ontology annotation, cellular component: plasma membrane; catenin complex; adherens junction. The transcript is spliced from 15 exons.